AUGGAGACGGCAACGCCAUUCUCCCAGCCCGACCUGCGGCCACACGCGACCGGUCUUUCGUUUCUCUCGCAAUGGACAGAGAAGGAAAGCACCACAUGGCCCAAUCCCGAGCAGUCGGUCGGCCGCUACAUCGGCAAGGUCGGCAGGAUUUCGUGUUGGGAAGCGAAGGGUCCUGCACGGCAUGCAUUCAACGAGGUCGCGCCCAAAAUAAAAAACCACCUCGACCGCUUCAUCGAGCCCAUUUCCAGCUGGGUGACGUGGUCCAUCUACAUGCUAGGAAAGGUCCCGAGGAACGCCAGCCCCACAAUAAUAUUCUGCUGCGUGGUCGCUGCCCACCGCAAGGAAGUCCGCAAGGUCAUCAAGGAGAGCGGCCUCUUGGACGGCUAUCGCGGCCUGAAGACGGGCCACAUGCCCAAGGCCCCCGACUUUGAGCAACUCAUCCAGCUCGCAAACGCACACGAAUCAGCCAUCAAGGCCGAAAUCUUAAGAUUCGCCUCUCUGCCCAAAGCAAGCCCCUGUGGCGCCAGGUUCGCUGUCGGCGAGUCGGCUACGCAGGCCACGCUGGGAGGUGUCAUCCAGCUGGAGGACAAGUUCUACUACACCACAGCUGCACACGUCUUUCAGCCCAAAGGAAUACUGCCAUUAAACCCCCUUUCAGAGAGUGAUGACGAGAUCGACAUCGACGGUUUUAGCGACAUCGACGAAACAGAGAACGACAGGGGGGACAACGCUGAUGUCGACGAAUUCAGAGUCUUUGGGAACCGUGAGCGGCUGCGAGCACCGCCCAGGCAGAAUUUCAGAGAGAGCAGUCGCAAGAAUGCAGCUUCUUCCGAACCAAGCCCUAGUCAGAACUUGGGCCCCGUCUUCCUGUCGUCGUUGGACGCCCCGGCGUCUGACCUCGACUUUGCCCUGAUCGAGGUCACCGACGCCUUGCACGCCCGUCCGAACGAGAUCGCGGGACCUAGCCACCAGCCAUGCAACCCAGUCAAAGUCGCAUACGUCUCGGAAGAGCCCAAGGACGCAAGAGUCCUGAGCGCGACUUCACGCGGCGUGUUGACGGGUACCAUGUCAGGCACUCCGGUGUACAGUCGGGCUCCGAACAGCGCUCGAUUCCAGCAAGUCUUCAGUGUUGCCUUCGACUAUCCACUCGAGGUCGGAGACUGCGGCUCAUGGGUCGUGGACGCCGAGAGCGGCAGUUUGUAUGGCCACGUCGUUGCUGGGUCCCCAGACUCGGGCAACGCCGUCGUGGUACCUUUCCACCCUGUCUUCCAAGAAAUCGAAUGGCGCAGUGGCUUGACCCCAAACCUCCCCUUAACAGACGGCAAGCACGCAGACCCUCUGGUUGACACGAUGAGCUUUGCCAAAUCUCAGGAAACAUGGACAACACCCGAGCCGCCAAGUCCAACAAAGAACCAGGAACUGUUUGGCGACGAGUGGGCCAAGGACUUGAGGGUCCAAUUUGAGCAGCUUCUAAGAACCAAGAGGCUGGCUUCGCUGCCGGCGAAGGAAAAACGGACUGCAGAAAAACCUCAGAGCCGGGGUGAUUCUGUCGCUGGGAACACUUCACAAGCAGACAGUGCCAAGCGCGAAUACCAGCCGAUCCCGACGCCAUCUGAGUACACGCCACAAGCAGACAGUUCCAAGAGCAAAUACGAACCGAUCCCAGCGCCACCUAAACCAAGUGAGCGUUCGCAAAAGUUCCGGGCUCUACUACUGUCUCUAAGCGGGUUCCCCAUAGAGUGGGAGAACCCGGGCCUUCUGGACGAGGCGCUUGCCGUGGUGCCGCUUGACAGGAUCUAUGGGGAGGCUGAAGAAGAACGACAAGUGCUCCAGGUGCAGGCCGAGUCGUGCGGGGACGGCCGAAAGCCAGAAUGGGGUUACCAAGACUGCGUCAUCCGCGCCCUGCUGCGGUGGUUCAAGCGCAGCUUCUUUACAUGGGUGAACAACCCGCCAUGCCCAGUCUGCUUUUCGCCCACGAGAUCGGAGGGGUUUGCGACACCAACACCGGAAGAGCAGGCGUGCCAAGCCAGGCAGGUUGAACUCUACAGGUGCCUGACUUGUGGAUCUUUUGAACGCUUUCCUCGCUACGCUAGCGCGUGGAAGCUAUUGGUGACGAGGAGAGGGCGCGUUGGCGAGUGGGCCAACUGCUUCAGUAUGCUGUGCCGAGCGGUCGGGUCAAGGACCCGUUGGGUGUGGAACGCCGAGGACCAUGUCUGGACCGAAGUCUACUCGGAGUACCAGAAGAGAUGGAUCCACAUCGACGCGUGUGAGGAGGCGUGGGAUGACCCUCUUCUUUAUUCUGAACGUUGGGGCAAAAAGAUGAGCUACUGCAUCGCCUUCUCCCGUGAAGGUGCCGCCGACGUUACCAGACGAUAUGUGCGCUCAGAGCGAUUUGCAGAGAAGCGAGACCGCUGCCCGGAGGAUGCUCUGCUUUACUUCCUGGACGAAAUCAAAGCCCUCCGUCGAAAAGAUUUGUCCAAACCGGAGCGAUUUCAGCUUGAAAAUGGGGACGCCAGGGAGAAUUUUGAGCUGCGAAGAUACAUUGGCACAACCAUUGCCGAAGGCCUCGGCCGGUCUUUGUCGAAGAUACCAGAGCCCGAGCCAGUCCUUAACAGUGAGCUUUUGCGAUGGAAUACGGGCUUGGCCGGCGACUUUCCCGCCAGCGCUCAGGAGAGCCAGACCAGCAAGCCUCCUGACAGUGAUUGA
Molecule: messenger RNA, 2706 nt
Organism: Lasiosphaeria miniovina
Lineage: Eukaryota; Fungi; Ascomycota; Sordariomycetes; Sordariales; Lasiosphaeriaceae
Exons: 3
Coding region: 1-2706 (901 amino acids)
Biological process (GO): glycoprotein catabolic process; protein quality control for misfolded or incompletely synthesized proteins; protein deglycosylation
Cellular component (GO): cytosol; nucleus
Molecular function (GO): peptide-N4-(N-acetyl-beta-glucosaminyl)asparagine amidase activity
Source: RefSeq, a predicted model, not a curated record